Messenger RNA from Tachysurus fulvidraco (yellow catfish), 1124 nucleotides. RefSeq lists its product as uncharacterized. The transcript has 2 exons. The coding region runs from base 279 to 1091 and encodes 270 amino acids. The record is from RefSeq and is a predicted model, not a curated record. NCBI's taxonomy places the organism in Eukaryota, Metazoa, Chordata, Actinopteri, Siluriformes, Bagridae.
GACAUCGCUUUUAAACUUGUUUGGAUGGCUUUUUUUCUUUUUUGCUACAGUGUGCACACUGAUUCUUUUAAAGGAUUACUUUUUUCAAUAAAGAGGAUUAAUUGAUUUUUUCCUGGACUGAGCCUAUUGUUUGGAGAAGAGUUCUGCUGGAGGCCGUUUGGCUGAAUCCUCUUGGACCAGUCUUCAGUGUUUGGACACCAGACGGAUCUCUCUAUGGUCCGGUGGGGUAAGACUCAUAGAUUUUUAUCAGAUUAAUUAAAUCUUGGUCCUCUGUUUCCAUGGCCACACUGAGCAACAGAUUUGCUGUCCUAGAGAACUUACAAGCAGAUGGGGUGGAGAAUGCAAUACAGACAUCACAUAUUGUUCUUGAUAAGCAAUAUUUUAAACUCAUUCAGAUUACACAUCACAUACAGAUUAUAAGUCAUGCUAUACACACUGAUGCCUUUCCCAAGGGUAUGUCUAAGCAAGUGAAUAGGUUGACCAAAUUUAUUAAACCAGCAUGUCCCAAUAAUGUAGUCUUACAGUAUGUUGCCGAUAACACCAACCAAUGGAUGCGACGGAACAUGCGGCUCCUUCUUGACCACUAUACGGUGACCCAAUCUAGUUUGCUGACUAACAUAAAAGAGUGGCUUGAUUCGGCUUGGGAACAAGAAGUGAUGGCGGUUUCUUCUGGCACCUCUGCUUUGACUUCUGUACAGACCCUUCCCAAUGUAGAUUUGGAUCGAUCAGAACAUGCAGGUUUUUCUUGUGAGCCCUCGUCUCGGAUCUCCACAAACUUGAUCCCACAGGUCCAUUCGACGGUGGUUGAUGUCAGUUUCUGCAAGGCCAAACCGGUCACGGUUGAGGCAGAGAUGCAUCAUUUGCCCACAGAGGAUUUGAUCCAAUUGUGUGAUACUCCAGAUAGAACUCUAGUACUUGGAGAUAAGAUUGUUGAUAGUGAGAUACAAUCAUGUGAUAUUGUCUUCAGUAAUGUAGCUGUCCCUAUAUCACAAACUAUUCUGCCUUGUACCCCUAAUUCUGACUCGGUGAAGGAGGCCGAUUCGGGAUCAGGUAAAGAGGCUGUGAUGAAGGACAUAAUAAAGGACUCUUGACCAAGGUCUUAUCUGAAGCCUCCUCAUUUUUAA